GAAAUACACAACAACGCCCGCGCUUGAAUGUCUCAAUGUGCCGCUAUGAGCUUCUGAAUACCCUGAUUAUUUUCUUCCAGUCUCGCUUCGCGCGCAAACCCAUACCCUACGACUUCUAGUAAGCUCCACUACAGGACGCCACGACGGUAGCGCCCGACUCCAGGCCUGACGCAACGCCUCCAGCGCAGACGACGCCGAGCUCGACGUCGAAAUUCCCCCGCGGCCAUGCUUCACGAAAUCCUCCUCUCCCUCUCCGGCCACCCGUCCCCGCUCUUCGAUUCCGUUAACCCCGCCGCGCCCGGCGCCGACGACGAAAACAACUAUCUAAACACCUCGUUCCCGCUCCUCUCCCCGCCGGAAGCCGAGCUCCUCGCGUCGGUCGGGCGCCUCGCACACCUCCACCGCUCUAUACGCCACCGCGCGCAGCUCAUUGCUGCCUCCCACUCGUCCACCAUAUGUCGCGCCGUCGCAACGGCGGUCACGGCCGCGCAGCUCGCGCGCUUCCAGCGCAAGGUCCUGGAGGUUGAAGAGAAGGUGUUGAAGCGGGAUGCCGAGGUCGUGGGAGCAUACAACAUCGUGCCACUGUCGGGCAUCGUGGCCGAGUUUGAGGGGUGGACGAGGCGGCUAGAGUGGCUGUGGAGGAUGUGCGGCUUCAUGCUGCCGGAGGAGGGCAAGGCUGGCGAGGGCGAGUGCACGGGGGCCGACCUGAUAAACAAGCUCCGCCGCGAGGCUCAGACAGGAUACCCAGACGUUGAGACGGCGGCGCUGGAGCUGGGCAAGGUGGCUGAGACGGCGUGGUUGCGCCAGCUGAGCACAUGGGUCCUGUACGGCCGGCUGCCGGUGCAUGGCUCGCGCGACUUCUUCAUCACACAGGUCCAGGGCGAAGAUGGCCUCGUCGACUAUAUCGCCAACAGCAAGCUGCUGCCCAAGUUUGUCUCGGUGCGGACGGCUUCCUCUAUCCUCUUUAUUGGUAGGUCGCUCGACCAGAUCCGCAACCGCGGCGCCAAAGCGGCCGGUCCGAUGGCGCCCAAGAUGUCGGAGCUGGAGCUGCUGCCGGUCCAUCUCAAGUUCCUGUCCGAUCUCAAGGUGCCUGUGUCCUCGGCGGCGCUGUCCGAGGCCAUCGCGGCGAUACGGCUCUCGCUGUCACGCAACACGCUGCAGCAACUCUUGCCCCUACCAAAGAUUCUACAGAUCCUAUCACUACUGCAGGAGUUCUUCCUGCUAGGCCGGGGUGAGUUCGCCGUGGCUUUGAUCGAGGAAUCGGACGAGCGUGUCCGGUUACGGCACCGCCGGACGGACCAGAACAAGCCCGGUAAGGGCGUGCGAGGCGUGCUAGUCAAAGAGGGAGAAGUGACAGCCGUCCUGACGCGGACAUGGGCGUCUCUCGCCUCACUGAUUGACGACGAAGAGAUGACGGACGAGAGCCUCGACCUCGCACGCAACCUCGUGCACCUCUCGCUCUCAAAGCCCACAUCCACCCGCCCAUCCACACCAGGCCGCGCCAAAGAGAGCGCCGACGCGCUGCCCAAGCUCACCACCGUUGCCUUCAACGACCUACUCCUCUCCGUCCCCACCGCCCUCACCCUCGACAUCUCGCCCCCGCUCGACCUCUUCCUCUCCCCCGCCGAAGUCGACGUCUACUCGACCAUCCACGCGUACCUGCUCGCGAUCCGGCGCGCCCAUCUCCGCCUCACGGACCUCUGGCGCCAGAGCCACAUCCGCCGCGACUAUCCAGCGCCGCUGGGGCCGCCGCACAGCAACUCCGCGGGCGGGCAGCGCACGCUGCGCGAGAGGCGCGAGCGCACCCGCAGGCGCGCCGUCGCUAUGCGCAAGGUCUGGGCCACCUGCAGCGCUGCGGUGUUUUUGCUCUCCGAGCUAGGCAGCUAUUUCGAGGGCGAGGUGGUGCAGGAGAGCUGGCACCACUUUCGGCGGUGGAUCGUUGGGGGCGAGAUGCCGACGGCAGCGGAGGAGCAGCGGCCUGGCUCUGCGGCUUCUGGCUCUGGCGCAACAACUCGUCCGCCCACAUCUUCCACAGCAGCAGCAAGCGCACGCGCGCCCCACCUCCCUUCCCGGCAGCAACAGCAGCAACACCACCACCACCAACACGAACACGACCGCCGUCCCCCCCACGACCCCGAAGCCCUCGCCACAGCACACCGCGCAUUCCUGACCACGCUCACGCACGCCCUCCUCCUAACAGACCGCACGCUCCCCCACCAACUCCGCGCCUUCCUGGCCCAUGCCGACGAGCUCGUCGCUCUGACACGGCGACUGCAAUCCGCGUACGCGGCGCAAGACCUCGAAGCCGAUGCGGGGGUUGUGGACGCCCUCGCGGACCACGGGGCUGAGGCUGAGGAGGCGGGAAGGGAACUCGAUCGCGCGAGGAAGCGCGUGGAUGCGGAUUUGAGGGCGCUUGUGGGGAGGCUGAGGGAGAGGGAUGGUGAGGGUGAUGGGGGCGGGGUUGGGGCUGGUGGAGUGGGAGGGGGAGCUUACGUGCCCUGGCGCGGCGCGGGCGUGGAUCGGCUGCUGAUGAAGCUGGAUUUUGGCGCUGGGGCUGGGGAGGAGGGGGAGGAGGGGGAGGGGAAUGAGGAGGAUGAGGUUUUGGCGUUGAAGAGGGGGAGGGGGAGGGGUGCGGGUGCGGGUGGGGAUGGUGGGGAGGAGAUUCAGCAGCUUAUUCCCGGGGUUUGA
Messenger RNA from Aplosporella prunicola CBS 121167, 2688 nucleotides. RefSeq lists its product as uncharacterized. The coding region runs from base 226 to 2688 and encodes 820 amino acids. The record is from RefSeq and is a predicted model, not a curated record. Gene Ontology annotation, cellular component: spindle pole; centrosome; gamma-tubulin complex. Gene Ontology annotation, biological process: cytoplasmic microtubule organization; mitotic cell cycle; microtubule nucleation. Gene Ontology annotation, molecular function: gamma-tubulin binding; microtubule minus-end binding. Lineage: Eukaryota; Fungi; Ascomycota; Dothideomycetes; Botryosphaeriales; Aplosporellaceae. The transcript is spliced from 2 exons.